Messenger RNA from Triticum dicoccoides, 1085 nucleotides. RefSeq names its product pre-rRNA-processing protein TSR2-like. The transcript has 5 exons. Lineage: Eukaryota; Viridiplantae; Streptophyta; Magnoliopsida; Poales; Poaceae. The record is from RefSeq and is a predicted model, not a curated record. The coding region runs from base 198 to 812 and encodes 204 amino acids.
AAGCUCUACCUAGGAGUAGAUAUUUCGCCGCCCCAAACCCUACACAGCCACCGCCACGCGCAACGCCGCCCUCCAGCAACCGCCGGCCGGAAGAUCCUCUUCGGUUCUCUCCUUGUCCACAACCACCAUCAAUUCUGUUACUAGAGAACACCAAAAGGUCAAAACCCUAGCCGCCUCCCUAGAACUCUCGCAGCACCAUGUCGACAUCCACUAGCGGCGGCGGAUCGCUCUCGCCCCAGGCGGCUGCAGCGCUCCAGGAGGGCAUCGGGCUGGUGUUCGGGCGGUGGACGGCGCUGCAGAUGGCUGUGGAGAACAAGUGGGGCGGCCCCGACUCCCGCGCCAAGGCCGACCAGCUCGCCGCGUCCAUCCUCUCUUUGGGUUCAGAAUUUCACAACUCCAAAGUAUUGGACGAAACAAUUCAAUUAGGCCCAUAUUAUUAUGAGGACUUGGAGGAUAUGAUGUUUGACAACAUAUAUAAAUCCCUCAAUUCUAACUUUGCGGAUGGUAGCAUUGGGGAGGUUGCUGAACAAUUUUUGAUAAUGCAUGAAGAAUGCCUGGAAAACAACUUUUCAUCGAUUGAGAAAUUAAGGAAUACAUGGCCUCAAGGAAAUGCUGUUUCCCAAAGUAGACAGAUGGUACCCGAGGAUGAUGAUGAUGAUAGCUCGGAUGAUGGUGAUGAGCCAUCAAUGGGGAAAGAUGAAGCAGCUAGAUCAGAUGAUAUGGUGAUAGAUCAGCCAAAACCUUCCAAGCCUACCCCUGAUGCUGAUGGGUGGACUGUUGUGCCUCCUAGGCGUGGCCGAGGCAAGAAUUAAGCGCAGAAGCAAACCUUGGCAAGACAGCUCCCAGUUAGAGGCCGUUUUCUGUCUGAAGGUUUUAAUAUGUGAUUAGCAAAACCUUGGCGCAACUCCUACUUGUGCCGUUUUCGUCUAAAGGUUUGGAUUUUAUCAGGAAUGAUGUUUGUGUUAGCAUGUUAUCUUUUUCACUCUUGUUCGACAUGGCAACGAAAUACUCUAGUUGUAAACUAGGUAAAAAGUAUCUUUUAUGAGGUAUGCACACUUGAACUGAUGAUUAUCUUUGCCCUUGUA